Molecule: messenger RNA, 1851 nt
Organism: Dichotomopilus funicola
Lineage: Eukaryota; Fungi; Ascomycota; Sordariomycetes; Sordariales; Chaetomiaceae
Product: peptidase-like protein
Exons: 5
Coding region: 1-1851 (616 amino acids)
Biological process (GO): proteolysis
Molecular function (GO): tripeptidyl-peptidase activity; serine-type endopeptidase activity
Source: RefSeq, a predicted model, not a curated record
AUGCUUCACAAGCACGCCCUUAUCACCGCGGCCCUCGCGGCCCUCGGCCAGUGCGGCUCGUCCGUGUUCGAGUCUGUCCCCGAACAGCCCCGCGGCUGGACCCGUUUGGCCGACGCUGCGGACGACACGCCGCUCAAGUUGCGCAUCGCUCUGCAGCAGCCCAACGAGGCCUUGUUUGAGCGUACCCUCUACGAAGUGUCGGACCCGAACCACGCCCGGUACGGUCAGCACCUCUCCCGCGACGCCCUUUCGGCUUUGCUCGCCCCCCGUGCCGAGUCUAUCUCAACCGUGCGAAACUGGCUCAGUGACGCCGGUAUCUCGUCCGACCAGGUCAAGGAAGAUGGCGACUGGAUUGACGUCAAGUUGACGGCGCGCGAGGCCUCCGCCCUGCUCGAAACCGAUUUCGGCCUCUGGAACCACGACGGCAGCAACGUCAAGCGUGUCCGGGCCCUCAAGUACUCGGUGCCUGACGAGGUCUCUAAGCACAUCCGUAUGGUGGCUCCCGUCGUGCGCUUCGGCGACAUCCGCCCCGACCGCAGCCAGGUCUUUGACGUGGUUGACGCCCCGCCGCAGGCGAAGGCUGCUGCGGCUAUCCCGCCCCAGGACCUGGAUGAGGCGGCCUGCAACAAGACUAUCACCCCGGAGUGCCUGCGCGCGCUCUACAAGAUCGGCUCGUACCAGGCUAAACCCAGCAAGAAGAGCUUGUUCGGCGUAGCUGGUUACCUCGAGGAGUGGGCUAAGUAUGACCAGCUGGAACUGUUCGCCAACGCGUACGCCCCGUACAUCUCUGACAACAACUUCACCUCCGUCGGUGUGAACGGCGGCGUGAACAACCAAAACAAUGCGACUCAGGACGAUAUUGAGGCGAAUCUGGACAUCCAAUACGCCGUCGCCAUCGCGUACAAGACACCCAUCAACUACUACAUUACUGGCGGGCGUGGCGAGCUCAUCCCUGACCUUGAUCAGCCGGACAAGGACGAGAGCUCCAACGAGCCGUACCUCGACUUCUUCUCCUACCUGCUGAAGCUGAAAGACGAUGAGCUGCCCCAGACCCUCACCACCUCCUACGGCGAGAAUGAGCAGUCCGUUCCCCCCAAGUUCGCCGAGACGGUGUGCAAUAUGAUCGGUCAACUGGGCGCCCGCGGCGUGUCCGUCCUGUUCUCGUCCGGAGAUACCGGCGUUGGCUCGGCCUGCCAGACCAACGACGGCAAGAACACCACCCGCUUCCUGCCCACUUUCCCUGCUUCUUGCCCAUUCGUGACGUCUGUCGGUGGUACCCGCUAUGUCAACCCCGAACAGGCUGUCUCCUUCUCCUCGGGCGGUUUCUCCGACCUCUUCCCCCGUCCAGCCUACCAGGAGGCCGCCGUAAGUGGCUACCUGGACAAGCACCUCAAGAAACGCUGGCACGGCCUCUACAACCCGGCCGGCCGUGGGAUCCCUGAUGUUGCCGCCCAGGGCGUCGAUUACCACGUAUUCUCGCAGGGCAAGGAUGUCCUCGUCUCCGGUACUAGCGCGUCGGCGCCCAUGUUUGCCGCCCUCAUCAGCCUACUCAACAACGCACGCCUCGCCCAGGGCAAGCCGCCGCUUGGUUUCCUCAACCCGUGGUUGUACUCGAACAAGGUUGCCAGCGAGGGUCUGACCGAUAUUGUUCAUGGCGGUUCCACCGGCUGCACUGGUACGGACAUGUACUCGGGUCUGCCGACGCCGUAUGUGCCCUAUGCUAGCUGGAAUGCUACCCCCGGCUGGGACCCUGUGACCGGCUUGGGUACGCCGCUCUUUGACAAGCUCCUCAAGCUUAGCACGCCAGGCAUCGACAUCAAGCUGUCGCUCAUCGGUUCCUUGUCCCUGUGA